Messenger RNA from Jatropha curcas, 2023 nucleotides. RefSeq names its product WEE1-like kinase (gene WEE1). Gene Ontology annotation, cellular component: cytoplasm; nucleus. The record is from RefSeq and is a predicted model, not a curated record. Gene Ontology annotation, biological process: protein phosphorylation. Gene Ontology annotation, molecular function: protein tyrosine kinase activity; ATP binding. Lineage: Eukaryota; Viridiplantae; Streptophyta; Magnoliopsida; Malpighiales; Euphorbiaceae.
GACGAUUCGAUGACAAAGAGAGUGCACGGUAGUCUUUCUUUCUUCUGAUCCGUGCCGAAGAAGAUUGCUCACCCGCGCAAUUUUGAAUUGUAGAAAUUUUUUUUAAAAAAAUAAAAAGAGAAGACAGAGGGCAAUGGUUUAUUUGAUAAUAAAAGGGAAAUGAGAGGUAGAGAGGAGGUGAGAGGUGAGUGGUGCUGGUGCUGGUGCUAAAUUGAUGAAGAGAAAAACCUUAAAGAGAAGCAGUAAAAAGAGAAGAGAGAGUAAUGAAAUGAAGGGCACAUUAGCAAGGCACUUUCAGGUUCAGCUAGGACAAGUCUCUUUGGUUCCUCUCCAGUACCAGCAAUCUUCUUCUUCAGCCUCAGUUUCCAAUUCUUCCUCUAGUUUCAAGAACCUUAUAGAUUCUGAAGACGCCGAUCUACAGUUCCGUUCCUCUUUGGAUAACCCCAGUAUUAAAGAAGUCGAUAUUGAUGAGAAGGAUUUCAUUCUCAGUCAGGACUUUUUUUGCACUCCAGAUUAUAUAACACCAGUGGAUCAAAAUUUGCUCAACAGCUUUGACAACAAGGAAAACAUAUCAUGCCCCAACUCGCCAGAGAAGCUAAACACCACUAAAACCAAAAAACUUCGAUUGGAUGUUAUCUCAGCGAAUCCUAUCAGCCCUACUAUGUCUGAUCAAGAACAAAAUAUAGAGAUUGCAAAAGAUAAUUAUGGUAUAGAUGAAGUGAAAUUUGAGAAAACAAUGGUAACUGACACUCAGAAGCGCCCAAAUUAUGUAUCACUAUCUGCAGUUGCUUUGCGCUGUCGGGUUAUGCCCCCUCCUUGCAUUAAGAACCCAUACGUAAUGGAUGCUUCGGAAGUGGAUGUAGAUCCCUUUGGCAAUCAAAGAUCAAAAUGUGCAGGUUUCUUUUCUACAAUUGUUGGUGGAGAUGGCCUUUCACGGUAUCACACAGAUUUUCAUGAGAUCCAGCAUAUUGGCACUGGAAACUUCAGCCGAGUUUUCAAAGUCUUGAAGAGAAUAGAUGGUUGCUUGUAUGCCGUGAAACAUAGCACAAGGCAGUUACAUCUAGAGGCAGACAGGAGGAAAGCUUUGAUGGAGGUUCAAGCUUUGGCAGCUUUAGGAUAUCAUGAAAACAUUGUUGGCUAUUACUCCUCAUGGUUUGAAAAUGAGCAACUCUACAUUCAGAUGGAACUCUGUGAUCACAGCUUAUCUAUCAAUAAGUCUUCCAAAGCAUUCACAGAGUUGGAAGUGUUGGAAGUCUUACAGCAGAUUGCAAAGGCAUUAUGGUUUAUACAUGAACGAGGAAUUGCUCACCUAGAUGUAAAACCUGAUAAUAUUUAUGUGAAGAAUGGAAUUUACAAGCUAGGUGAUUUUGGAUGUGCAACUCUCCUUAAUCAAAACUUGCCAAUUGAAGAAGGUGACGCACGUUAUAUGCCUCAAGAGAUAUUGAAUGAGAAUUACAAUCAUCUCGACAAAGUUGAUAUCUUUUCUUUGGGAGCCACUAUUUAUGAGCUUAUUAGAGGAUCACCUUUGCCCCAGUCAGGAUCUCAAUUUUUUAACCUCAGGGAGGGGAAAUUGCCACUUCUUCCUAGCCAUUCGUUGCAAUUUCAGAACUUACUCAAGGUGAUGGUAGAUCCAGAUCCAGUUCAGAGGCCUUCUGCUAAAGAGUUGGUCGAAAAUCCAAUAUUUGACAAGGUUCAAAGAAAUCUGAGGAUAUUGCAAAAGCCUUAGUUGAAUUUUUGGGACAGGAAAGUUUUGUACUUUUGGACUGGCCACUAAUGAUUAAAAUACAAUGGCCAAUUUUGUAAGAAAAGUUCCUUUUGCAGUACAUACACCAAAUUUUCUGCCUCAGCAAGGUGUUGUCGUCAAAAGCUAAGAGCAUGCACUUCAAAAGACAUGUAUUAUGGAUUAAGGGUAUGCAAUUCUAUUGAAAUGUCCACAGAAAGUAAUUGGACUUACGUAUAUUCCAAUUAAAAUUGUCAUCUUUGGAAAAGUGUAUAAAUGCUAUAUUCCUUCAUGAUUAACUUA